AUGGCUGCUGUCCUUCCGCACCUGCCUCGACCCUCCGGCACGAACGAAGAGCCAGAACCAACAGAGUACAGAAGCUACUAUAGUGGAAGAGGGGUUCAGGACAUAUCCAGCGUUGACAAGGACUAUGACAAUGCUCAACCACCGGCACUAGGCCGCCGGAGACCGCAUCUGCUAGAGCAGGUUCAAAGCAUGGGAGAGCGUGCUGGCUUUGACGAGGAUAAUGAAAACAGGCAUAUGGAAUGGGCAAAAGAACACGACCCAGCGAUUGCACAUUCGGAUGGACUUGGAAGCGCUAGGACGCGUAGUCGUGAGAUCACCGACGGGUCAGGCUCUUCUAAUCAACCUGAAAAGGCCAGGUUGGGAUCCAGAAGAGAUGAGUCCGGAAGCCAGACGGAUUCAUCGUUCGAGAAUCACGCACGAGAAUCCAAGGGGAAAGAAAAAGUAUCGAAACUGUCGCCCGCGAAGAUAUACGACUUGAGAUCAUCACCGUUGGUGCUCCCACCGCUCGACUCUUCUGAGGAUCUCAGCGAUGCUUGCAGUCCAACCCUCGAGCGCACACCGAAGGGUAGAGGACGGUGGACUAUAUCGGAGGGGGGAGAAAUACCGAAGGGCGAGAAAAGCAGAACGAGAGACAGAAGCCAGUCUAUCAGCAUUGUUGGUACUCCUUCGGCAACAGCAGAAGAGAGCCGGGACACUUCCUUAUUCUUCUCGGAGAGAGACUCGCACUAUACUUCAAGGCCGGGUCAGACUGCUCGCACUGUUUCCACGCCAUUGUCGAAGAGGAGAUCAUCUUCCUCAAAGGCCAAUGGGUCCGCAAAAGCCCCUCUUUCGUCAUCUACAAAGCAGCCCAAGGCUAUCAUUACGCCCUUGCGUUUCGAAGACACGAAGUCAGGUGGUAAGGUCGCUGUUAUUGAAGAGCCACAGCCUUCGCCGAUGCCCCAAUCUAUACCUGUUCCACCUCUUUCACUGCCUACAUACCUCCAGCUCGAGCUCUCUUCUCAGCGACCUUCACCUUCGUACAUCCAUCGCUCUAUCACUAGCGACUUCCCUUACGAGUCAUACCAGAUAAAAAUUGAACGCCUGCUGAAUUUUUUACUCCUACCUCCUCAACUAGAGCAAGUGUUAUGGUUCGGUGCACUUGCUUGUCUCGAUGCGUGGCUAUUCUCCUUUACAAUCCUGCCUUUACGGUUUCUGAAGGCUUUGUCGAUCCUUGGUCGUUCUUGGGGAGAGAACCUUGUUAUGGAGGUCAGAUUCGUUGGUGCUUUCAUUUACGCUGGCACAGGCAGAAUGUGGCGUAGGCGACGGCGACGAGAAAGCAUCGAUGGGUCUGCAGCCCCGAAAUCUACGUCUACUGCCAAAAGUCCUGCAGACUGCACACCCACGCUCAAGGCUGAAAUAGAAGAGGCCUCGAAUGCUACACCGUCGACCCCGGACCUGUAUCGAAAAUUUCGACGUGCUUCUGGCCAAAGACACCGGAAAGCAAAAUUUGUUCCUUCUGCUUUACAACCCGAUCAUAAAGCGGACAUCUUGAAGGGUCUCUUGAUCAUGAUUAGCUGCACCAUUCUCAUGUUUUUUGAUGCCAGUCGGAUGUAUCACGGUAUCCGAGGACAAGCUGCGAUCAAGCUCUACGUCAUCUACAAUGUGCUCGAAGUCUGCGACCGAUUGUUCUCUGCACUUGGUCAGGACAUUCUCGAGUGUCUUUUCUCAAAGGAGUCGCUUGAGCGCAAACCUGACGGUCGUAGUAAGGUCCUGAGACCGUUCUGGCUGUUUAUCUUGGCCCUCUGCUACAACCUGGUCCACGCGACAGCUUUGUUCUAUCAGGUCAUCACGCUGAAUGUGGCAGUCAAUUCUUACUCGAACGCUCUACUGACUCUUUUGAUGUCAAAUCAAUUCGUCGAGAUUAAGUCUACAGUGUUCAAGAGAUUUGAAAAGGAGAAUCUGUUUCAGCUGACAUGCGCGGAUGUAGUCGAACGCUUCCAGUUGUGGUUAAUGCUCAUAAUUAUUGCAUCUCGAAACAUCAUUGAGACAGGAGGCCUGAGCGUUGGGACCGGAGGAUCCGCCACGUCCUCUGCUUCUGCUAUCGGAGGAUCUGGCAUCCUGCCCAAGAGCUUUACCAUGUUCCCUGAAUGGACUGGCCAGGUUAUGGGUCCCUUCUUCCUCGUACUCGGCAGCGAAAUGCUCGUCGACUGGGUCAAGCAUGCCUAUAUUACCAAGUUCAACAACACCAAGCCAGCCAUCUAUGGCCGAUUCCUGGACGUCUUAGCCAAAGAUUACUAUUCCAAUGCCUUUGCAGACCAGAACCUCACCCGCCGUCUUGGCCUCCCGGUAAUUCCUCUUGCCUGCCUCUUCAUCCGCGCCUCAGUCCAAACCUACCAUAUGUUCCUCGCAACUCACAUGCCACUUCCGCUACCUUCGACUGCCACCUCCCUUUCGGUUGACAAUGCAACCGCUUCUCCAGCGACGACAGCAGCGCUACAGCACAUUGACCAGCUUUUCAGACGCGCCUUGGGUCGCUCUACGUUCGGCGUUGGUGAUCCUACGCUCGCGCCCGAACAUAGCAAGACUUGGAGCACAGAUGACAUAAUCGCGUUCAUAACUAUGCUUGUCUUCUUCCUCGUCCUGUUUCUUGCCCUUUUGGCUUUCAAGCUCGUACUCGGCAUGUGCUUGCUCUCCUUCGCACGUCGACGCUAUAAAGGCAUGAAAGAAAGGGAGAACACUUCCACGCACGCGGAUGGUAGACGAUUCGGAGGCUGGGGUGUUGUGGAAGUUGAUGAAGAUAAAAGACGGUGGAUAUACAAGGAUGAUCCUGAUGGUGCGAAGAAAUUGCGGGAGAGAGAGAGGGAUGCACGAGAGAGGAAAGGGGGGGAAGAAUCUUUUGGGAGCGUGACUCGGUAUAGUAUGGCUGCUAAGAGGAUUUGGUGA
This is a messenger RNA of Letharia lupina, 2922 nucleotides long. RefSeq lists its product as uncharacterized. The record is from RefSeq and is a predicted model, not a curated record. Gene Ontology annotation, biological process: maintenance of protein localization in endoplasmic reticulum. The transcript has a single exon. Bases 1 to 2922 code for a protein of 973 amino acids. Gene Ontology annotation, cellular component: endoplasmic reticulum membrane. Lineage: Eukaryota; Fungi; Ascomycota; Lecanoromycetes; Lecanorales; Parmeliaceae.